Molecule: messenger RNA, 902 nt
Organism: Aspergillus welwitschiae
Lineage: Eukaryota; Fungi; Ascomycota; Eurotiomycetes; Eurotiales; Aspergillaceae
Product: GNAT family N-acetyltransferase
Exons: 3
Coding region: 55-726 (223 amino acids)
Molecular function (GO): acyltransferase activity, transferring groups other than amino-acyl groups
Source: RefSeq, a predicted model, not a curated record
CCCAGUUCUCCACUCUCCCAAUGACUCAUCCUAAUCAAAUUAAAUUCCUUCAAAAUGACCUUCACAAUUCGCUACGCCACCGAGCAAGACGCUCCCCACCUUGCCAACAUCAACGUAGUCAGCUUCAACCACCAGGCAUCUUGGGCCGCGCUUUUCCCAAACGUCGACGUGCCCGGAACUCUGCCCCUCAAAACAGCCCGUUGUCUAGAUAAGCUCAGGUCGCCGCAAGUGCAUGUCGUGGCUGCGGUUGAUGAUGACUCGGGCAAAAUCAUCGGAUAUUCUCGAUGGCUGUUUCCCAAGGAUUAUGAAACGAGCGUUGUCGAUUUGUCCUCCGAGGGCGUUGAUGCACUAGCGGCUCAUGAAGAUGGGAAAGCGUACCCAGAGGGUAUCAACAUGGGAAUCUAUCAAGCAUUCAAGGACCUUUUGGCUGAGAUGCACCGGUUACAUUUUGAGGAGGGGGAUAUCAUGCUGGAAUUCCUCGCUACUUUGCCGGAAGCUCAAGGCAAGGGUGUCGGAACGGCUUUGCUGCAAUGGGGCAUUGAGCGUGCUGAUGCGAUGAAUGCUAGAGUGUAUUUGGAGGCCACCGAGGAUGGGUAUCCGCUUUAUUGGAAGCAUGGGUGGCGGGAUUUGCAGGUAGCGAGGUUGGACUUUACGGAGUAUGGGAGCACAGGAUCACAGGAGUGGGUUGUUAUGCGGAGGGAUAGGAGGGUGCCGGUUGCUGAAUGAGAAGGUUUUGUUUCAAGUUUGUUUCGUGUUCUGGUUGGACUGUUGACGUAUGAGAUUAUGCAUAUAAUGGGUUUUAGGCAUUAAGGGUAGAUUAAUGGAUGAUCACUCUAUAUAUAGAGCUACUAUAGAAGACAGCCUCAAGAUAAACUCAACUAAACACCAGCUGUAUACUAGUG